AGAGCGAAUAACAGCAGGCAGUUGAAGAGGCAGCCAGAGCACAAGAAACCAACAGAAACUCCAGAGAGGAGGAAAAGAAGCAGAAGUCUCAGCGUUGGUCCCCUGCCUCUGCCAAGAUGGGUGACUGGAGCUUCCUGGGAGAGUUCCUGGAGGAAGUACACAAGCACUCCACGGUCAUUGGCAAGGUUUGGCUCACUGUCCUAUUCAUUUUCCGCAUGCUUGUGCUCGGCACGGCUGCUGAGUCUUCUUGGGGGGAUGAACAGGCUGACUUCCGGUGUGACACCAUUCAGCCUGGCUGUCAGAAUGUCUGCUACGAUCAAGCCUUCCCCAUUUCACAUAUUCGCUACUGGGUGCUGCAGAUCAUUUUCGUGUCCACGCCAUCCCUGGUGUACAUGGGCCACGCCAUGCACAUGGUGCGCAUGCAGGAGAAGCGGAAGCUGCGCGAAGCUGAGAGAGCCAAAGAGUCACAGGGCACGGGCUCUUACCAGUAUUCCAUGGCCGAAAAGACGGAGCUGUCCUGCUGGGAGGAAGUGAAUGGAAAGAUUGUCCUCCAGGGCACUCUGCUCAACACCUAUGUCUGCACCAUUCUGAUCCGCACCACGAUGGAGGUGGCCUUCAUUGUGGGCCAGUAUCUCCUCUAUGGGAUCUUCCUGAACACCUUGCAUGUCUGCCGCAGGAGUCCUUGUCCCCACCCUGUCAACUGCUACGUCUCGCGACCCACGGAGAAGAAUGUCUUCAUCGUCUUUAUGCUGGCUGUGGCCGCACUGUCCCUCUUCCUCAGCUUGGCUGAACUCUACCACCUGGGCUGGAAGAAGGUCAGACAGCGUUUUGUCAAGUCUCCCCAGGUCAUGGCUGAGCGCCAGCUUCCUGGUCCCUCAGCAGGCCGAGUCCAGAGCUGCACACCUCCCCCUGACUUCAGUCAGUGCCUGGAGAAUGGCCCUGGGGGAAAGUUCUUCAAUCCUUUCAGUAACAACGUGAUCUCCCAAGAGAACCCAGACACCCUAGCCUCUGAGCAAGUGCAAUGCUGUGAGCAGAUUCCUGGGGAAGGUUUCAUCCACAUGCAUUAUGCCCAGAAAUCUGAGGUGCCAAAUGGGGUCUCCUCAGGUCACCGCCUUUCCCAUGGCUAUCAUAAUGACAAGCGCCGCCUUAGCAAGGCCAGCAGCAAAGCCAGGUCAGACGACUUAUCAGUGUGA
Molecule: messenger RNA, 1193 nt
Organism: Castor canadensis (American beaver)
Lineage: Eukaryota; Metazoa; Chordata; Mammalia; Rodentia; Castoridae
Gene: Gja5
Product: gap junction protein alpha 5
Biological process (GO): atrial cardiac muscle cell to AV node cell communication by electrical coupling; cell-cell signaling; heart development
Cellular component (GO): connexin complex
Molecular function (GO): gap junction channel activity involved in atrial cardiac muscle cell-AV node cell electrical coupling
Source: RefSeq, a predicted model, not a curated record